AUGCGAUACAUGCGGUGCUGUGGGCCAUUUGAGGAAAGAUUGUUUAGAUAUUCCACUAUCCAAGAGGAAAAAAAAAAAAUUGACGAUAAUAAUAAUCUUAAAAAUGCUGUGUUAGCAAGUAAACAGAUAGAUGAGAAAAGCCUCAACAUAUUAGUGCGUAACGACAACAAUUAUGAUUCAAAGAGAGAUAGAUGGUUUGGAUAUAAGGGGAAGGACUAUGCCAAAGUAUUAGAAAGAUAUACUCAAAAUCUUAACACUGAAAAUAACUCGGAUGUUGGCACCGAUUUGGAUACGGAUGAAGAAUGCGAAUUAAUGCUAUUGGGUUUAACCCCACAGGAUAUUUCAAUUUAUUUACAAAAUAAGGAUAAAAACCAAGACGAUAACAAGACGUAUACCAGUGUAAGAUUAAGAGAAGACAAAGCGGUGUAUUUAACCAUAGGCGAAGAUGGUGAGGAAGGUGUUACUAAAUAUGACCCUAAGUCAAGAUUGUAUAAGGAUGAGACAAAGGGUGUUAUUAACACCAAGAAUAAUUUUUAUUAUAGAAAUGUCGAUGGAGAAGGUUUAGAAUUCACUAAAUUACAAAAUAAAUUAAAAUUAAUUCAGCAAGAAGAAGGAACAGCGAACACCAGUGGUACUGCUCCUAAUGGGGAUACCAGAUGGAAGAAUAAUAGAAGAAAGAAUUUUGAUCAUAAUAUUCAAGAAAAGGUGUUAAUAGCUAAUCCAACUAAAUAUGAGUAUUUACUAUCGAAGAAGAACAAAGAUGAUGAUAAAAAGCAGAAACGGGACUUGAAAUAUUAUGAAGCUGUUAGACCUACUAGUGAGCCUAAUGGAAGUGACCAAAAACAGUUGAUAGAUAAAGUUAUAGAUAAAUACAAAUAA
Molecule: messenger RNA, 879 nt
Organism: Saccharomycodes ludwigii
Lineage: Eukaryota; Fungi; Ascomycota; Saccharomycetes; Saccharomycodales; Saccharomycodaceae
Gene: SLU7
Product: mRNA splicing protein SLU7
Exons: 1
Coding region: 1-879 (292 amino acids)
Source: RefSeq, a predicted model, not a curated record